Vigna unguiculata (cowpea) is the source of this 606-nucleotide messenger RNA. RefSeq lists its product as uncharacterized. The record is from RefSeq and is a predicted model, not a curated record. NCBI's taxonomy places the organism in Eukaryota, Viridiplantae, Streptophyta, Magnoliopsida, Fabales, Fabaceae.
AUGGUGAGAGACAAAAUGCAGGCUUCUCAAAGUAGUCAGAAGGCCUAUGCGGACCGCAGGAGGAGACCCUUGGAGUUCGCGACAGGAGACCAUGUGUUAUUGAGGGUUACCCAAACCACUGGUGUGGGAAGGGCUCUACGCUCAAGGAAGCUCUCCCCUAAGUUUCUUGGCCCUUACCAGAUAUCAAGGAGGAUUGGGCCAGUGACUUAUGAGAUUGCUUUGCCUCCUCAGUUGGCGAAUCUCCACCCGGUGUUCCACGUCUCACAACUGAGGAAGUAUGUGUUUGAUCCGUCUCAUGUGUUGGAGGCCGAUGAUGUACAGAUCAGGGAGGAUCUUACUAUGGAAGUACCGCCAAUUACUUUAGAGGAUAGCAAAGUUGAGAAGCGCCAAGGAAAAUCUGUGCGUCUAGUCAAAGUCAUCUGGGAUCGGAGGACAGAUGACUCUACGUGGGAGUUAGAAGAGGACAUGAAUGAGAACGAACUGGAUAUUGCUUGGAAUUUGCAUGUUGCCACUAUUACUCGAAGCAGGAGUGGUGAAAUGCUAUUUUCACUCAAGCGAAUUCAUCUUGCCCAGGCGAGAGUAGCAGGGCCUCGCCUAGGCGAGUAA